CCACCGGCUUUCCACACUUCAAACUAUCAACAACGACAAACAGACAUAUCCUCUACAAAACAGUGAAUUCUUACAAACAAAAUGUCGUCUAUUCAAAAUUUAAAUACCACCCAAGAGCCACCUACUGGGGCAGAUGCAGCUGCUGCUGGGGGCAACGACGCUCAAGAGGAGGUUCUGGUGCACAUUCGCCUGCAGCAGCGCAGUAGCCGCAAGAUGAUCACCACCGUUCAGGGCCUGCCCGAGGUGUUCGACCUCAAGAAGAUUGUGCGUGUGUGUAGGAAGGAGUUCUCGUGCAACGGCGCUGUCACCGAUCAUCCUGAGCAGGGGCAGCUCAUACAGCUGAAGGGGGAUCAGCGCGAGAACAUUUUCCAAUGGCUGAUUAAGACGGACAUCUGCAAGCCCGAGCAGCUGAUGGUGCACUGAAGGUGGGACUUCGCUUUACUGCUCUUCUCACAUUAGUUCACCCUUUGAAAUCCUAGACAAAACAUAAAGGAACACGGAAAACCUAACACGAUACACACAGAAAACAGAGGAUAAUUAUCACAAUUGUUUUGGGAGCGAGAGCCGUGCUAAAAAAAAAUGUUACAAUGCAAAUUAAAUCAAAUAAAAAGAGUUAAAAAUAAUAAAGAAA
Messenger RNA from Drosophila obscura, 631 nucleotides. Its product is annotated as eukaryotic translation initiation factor eIF1-like. The transcript has a single exon. Gene Ontology annotation, molecular function: translation initiation factor activity; RNA binding; ribosomal small subunit binding. NCBI's taxonomy places the organism in Eukaryota, Metazoa, Arthropoda, Insecta, Diptera, Drosophilidae. The record is from RefSeq and is a predicted model, not a curated record. Gene Ontology annotation, cellular component: eukaryotic 43S preinitiation complex. The coding region runs from base 82 to 423 and encodes 113 amino acids. Gene Ontology annotation, biological process: translational initiation.